Pomacea canaliculata is the source of this 5752-nucleotide messenger RNA. RefSeq lists its product as uncharacterized. The transcript is spliced from 7 exons. NCBI's taxonomy places the organism in Eukaryota, Metazoa, Mollusca, Gastropoda, Architaenioglossa, Ampullariidae. Gene Ontology annotation, molecular function: protein binding. The record is from RefSeq and is a predicted model, not a curated record. Bases 2259 to 4397 code for a protein of 712 amino acids.
ACUCGCUGUGUCUAGCGACGGGAGAGUUAUUUUAUGGAAUAAUCUAUGGCCUGGAGAGUAUCUAAAAAACAUUUUUUACUUAAUAAUUUAAGUUAAGUUAAAAUCUUGUUUUCUAAUUAAGUUUUAUAAUUUUUAGCUACUAUAUAAAAAUUAUAUGAUAUAAAUACAUGUAUGUUUUAAAAGAUUAAUUCCAAACACAUUCAAUAUUUUAUCAGUAACCGUGGCGCUAAACGACGGUGAGCAUGAUACUGUUAAAGUAAUAUUUUGAGAAGAAAAGAUUCACUGUGCUGUUUUCUGUGCUAUUCCUGUUAGUUACUUUCCUAGAUCUCUGCUAACUGUUUGCAUGUUUAUGCUUGCAUCUUUAAAAUCACCUUAUUUUGUGAUUUUUUUACCUUCCUUUGCUAAUAAUAUUAGAUAUGACUGUUGAUAUUGUCGCAAGAGGUCAGUUACGGGGACACAACGAAUAAAUAAGACUGUAAAGCACAAGAUUUACAUACAGAUUACGACGGACAUUAUUUGCGACAACAGUCUUUGACUUAAACUUAUGAGAUUGACUAAGAUAUUAAGAAAAUCGUGGCGCAAGCAAAUUACAUGCUACCCGUUUUUAACAGCCUUCCAUUGUCAGUCACCAGUGACAAAUGGAGUCUUUGCAGUGCAUACAUUUCUUGCCUCAGAUUAUUGUCAGUCGUGUUACAGACAGCUGUAUAUGUGAAAUGUUAGGUGUGUUGAAAUUUUCUUGAAACCAACAAUGUCUAGUCUUUAGAUUUUCACGGUUUCAGGAUUCAGCAUCGUAGUGAUACUUAAGAGCACUUUUAUGACUAAUGCUAUUUUGAAAGUGUUAUGUUGAUACAUAGAUUAAUCAUACAUGCAGUUUUCAGGGGAUUGAUCACAGUGUAUUAGUUAUCAUUAGAUUAGCCGAAAUAAGUGCCAGUUUAUUACUCUCCUAGUGGACUCAGUUGUCAGGAAUCACUUCUAGUAACCCCGCCUCGUAUUCCAUCCAUUAAAGUUUCUUGAUACAUUUUGUCCAUAAAAAAAAAAGCAAUUUAUUAAUAAUCAUGAAGCAUGAUUUUAAAGUGCAAAAUCUAGUGACUGGCUGUCUGUGCUUAUUUACCAUCACUGUUCUCAUUGAUACUGGUCUGAAUAAUUACCAAUUCAUACACUUAAUAGUUAUUCACUGCUUCAGCUGUUGUCGACAAAAUGACUGACAAAACAGCAGUUUUUGCUGAUGCUGAUUUGCAGUUGUUGAUUUUACAUGCCUGAUAUGAUUAUAUUCUGUCGUAUAGUCUCAUACUACUUAUCUUUAAGUUAUUUAUUCCCCUUGACCUCACAGAGUACUGUAUAUUUAUAUUUGAAAUAUUCAAAUGUGUAAACCUAGGUGCAACAUCUGAGAGAUAUCCAGAUCCUACAUCUGCUGAUAAGUGUCUGACAGCGAUUAAUGUGAAAUUCAUACAUAUAUAUAGAUGGGGAUUUAAGAUCUUUGCAAGUGUGUGAGCAAAGCUUGUACCUAACCGCAUAGAUAGUUCUGACAAACGACAGAAACAUACCUUGAUGACAAUGUGUGACAUUCAUCAGUUUAAAACCAAAAAUGGCAUAUCAAGUACUGCUUGUUUUUUGUCUUGACACUUUUGUUCAUUACAUUAUAUAUUAACUGAUAAUGCGCAUUGAGCGCAUCUUUGUGAUGCGGAUACUAGCGCGCUACAAAACUACAUCAUCAUCAUCAUCAAAUAUGCAACUUACUUUGGUGCAAAAUAUAAACAGUGUAGUUUUGACCAGACAUUCUAGGCUAAGCUGCCCAUGUGGUCAGUUGCAAAGUUUUAUCCAUUUGAGACAUUUCUGUCUGUCACAAUGAGGUCUUCGAUGAGUGUCAAUUGUCCAUUCUCAGGUCUUUCAUGGUACCCAGAAUCAGAGUUGCACAAAACUCCGAGGCAUAUUUUUAUCAUGGUUGUUUCUUUUAAAUCAAUGAAUUAAUUAAGAAUGAUUCUCUAUCCUAUCAUUUGUCAAGAGUCUUACCUGCAACAGAGAAAAUGGUCCUUACCAAAGUCUUAUAUAAAUUCUUUGUUUAUUGGCAUCAUAGACAAUAUACAAGCCUUUCAAAAUUGCUUUAUGUGGGCUGACAUAAUUUCAUUUUUAAGUGACUGUGUGUUGUCUUUGCACCCUCUAAAUCAUCAUUGUGAUAUUUCAUAAUUUUUUUUUGCUUGCGUGUGAGUCUGAAAUCCACCCAUCUUUGCAGAUAAAUUAGGAGAAGGUAACGGAAAACAAUGUCAACAUGUUCGGACUCAGGGAGUCGAACAAGUCCCUUUGUACAUCUGGCUUUACGAUCAGCUCCUUUACGCAUCAAUGGUGGUAGAGAAUCUCAUGCUGUGAAGCUUCAGGAGGUUUUGUAUCAACAGAUGAUUGAAAACUCUAGUUUCUGUGAUGUCACACUCCACAUUGGGGAAAUUUCUGUGAGAGCACAUUGGUGUGUGUUGGUCACGUGUCCAUUUUUCCGAUCUCUGUAUGACAGUGGCAUGAAAGAAUCUGUGUCAGGGGAAAUCAAGCUUGACUUUGGGAGUCCAUAUGCAAUGAGGGAGGCAGUUGAGUUUCUUUACCUUGGACAGGUGCGAGUGACAUAUGAAAGGGUGCGAGAACUGUUGGAAGUAGCAGAAUAUCUCCAGAUUACAGACAUGAAAAAGUGUUGCUCAGAUUUUCUCUUCACUCAAGACCUUACAAAGGAAAACUGUAUACAGAUUUUGCUGUUGUCCAGUCUGUACAAUCUGGAAAUAUACCAUGCGGCCUUCAGGUUCUUAUGUGGAAAUCUUCCAGACCUUAUUCAACUAAAGGAGAUGCUUGAUUUUACCAGAGAUUCUGUUCAGAUGCUCAUAUCUGACCCAACACUGUCCUAUGUGAAACAGGAAAUCUUUUUUGAUUUUAUUGUCAGAUGGGCGGAGCAUGAUUUACCUGCAAGGACAGAGAGUUUUCAGGAGUUGUUCUUGACUUUAAACCUCAAAGCCAUGUCGCACCGAUUUCUGACAGAGACAGUGGAAAAACAUUCUCUUGUGUUAACUUCAGAGAAAUGCAAAAUGCAUGUGCUAGAGGCCAAAAUACAGUGCAUGGCUGGUUUGGCACCGGGCUCGUCAGACAUGAGAGAGGUGAUUGUGCUGUGUGGGGGACUUGGUACCACUUCCUUCUUCGACAGGUUUCUCAGCUUGUUUCCAGGCAAUGGAUCAGCUCACCUGUAUGCAUUUCUUGUGCAAGAAGCCCGCUGGACAGAGUUGCCUCCUCUUCCUUACCCCAUUCGGAGGCCUGUUGUUGCAAUUGACAGUCAGGGAUCUGUGCUGGUUGUGGAUACAGACAAUAUUGUUCAAGAAAGUCAAUCACAUCUGUUAGUAUUGCAAACACAGCACAACACCUGGACAAACAAACAGCUGAAAUGGCCUGCUGGGGAAGAGGAUUUAAGAUUUCACCAUCUCAUCUGCUGUGGUGGGAGAACUUUCAUAGUUGCAUCAAGUAUCAAGCGAACAAGACCACGACAUCCACCAUCUCUAGACAGACUAGACCAGCGCUCUGUAUGGCAAGUGCAGUUGCUAGAGGUUGACAGGGUUUCUGGUGAGCUGUCAGUGAAAUGCUUCCUCUUUUUUCGGUCUGCAAACACGAGGAUUCAAGCCUGCUGCCGCCAAGGUGAUGGAACAACAGCUAACCCAAACAUCAUCUUUGUUCUGGGCCAGAAGACUGGAGUUGCCAGCAGGUGCCGCAAUAGAAAGGCUACAAAACUUAUAACAUAUGAUGUAAGCCUUGAGAAGAAGAAGGAACACUGGCGGUCCCCAUUUGAGCCACUCACGUACGUGGUGUCUGAAGGUUUGCUAACCACAAGGCUGGGGAAAGUGACUUCUCAUCUGUUUUCUCUCAAAGACCGCAGGUGGAAUGCCAGUCAGCGGCAUUCGCCAAUGCUUCCUCCUGUAGAUCCAGCUCGUGAAGAUUUUGCCACUGCUGCUGUCAAUGAUGAAAUUUACUUAUUCGGAGGAAAGGCACCUGAUGUGAAAAAGCCUUUGGCUUCAGUGGCCAAGUUCUCACUGGCCACUAGGACUUGGAUAGAGCUGAACCCUAUUCCUGUGCCAUUGAUGGGGGCAGGAGUAGCUGUCGGUCGUCUCCCUGCUGACGUGCUUCGGUGUCACAUAGACUGCCCCCACUGCUACUUCCAUAGUCAGCGCAGUCGCACUAUUUACAACCUGACGCUACCUGAUCGCUUCAAGGGGAUGAGGAAGAUGACUAUGAUGAUUAUGAUGAUGAUGACGAUUACUAUGAUCGCAGCUUUUCUGAUGAAUGGUACUAUUCUGAUGCAGAUUUUGAGGAAGAUUGGUACUGAGGUUAAUGAGCAUGCAUAUGCUAACACACACAAGACUGAGAUUUUACAACCUUGAUUAGGAGAAAGUGAAAAAUCAAACAAAGCAGACCACAAAAAUAAAAAGUCUUAUAUUCUUUUUCACUUCUUUUACUAGUUAUGUUCAUAGUACAGUCUUUCGGAGACUAAGUUUCAGAGACUAAGCUACUGUCUGGAUAUUUGUUGUAUAUUUUGUGCAGGUGUGUGUGCUUCAUGCAAAUAUGCUUGUGUGUGCAUGGGUCUUUACUUAAACCCACUCCUGCUCUUUGUUAAAAAGUGUCAUUUAUAUUACAUGUGAGUUUAUAAACAGUUCUGGGAAAGACAAGCACAAGAUAGUGUUGCACCCAUGAAAGGCAAUGUUCUUAAAUAAAAUGUUACUUUUUUCUUGUCUUUAAUUAUUCUGUUGAGACCAUACUUCUUGGCUGCUAGAUGAAACAAAAAUUCACUCAAAACUUGUUCCUAUGCUACAAUAUACACAAAUGCUAUAACUUUAAAGCAAGAAGAAACAUUUCAUGCCUGUUGCAACAAGAGGGACAUGCAUUUCAAUUUUUUUCUGGCUUUUUCAGAACUGUAAUAAAGCAUUCCAUUUACUUCAAAAGCAUGUUGGUUUUGACAUGCUGUUUUCUUUUUUAAAUAAUGCUGGUAGAGUGAUGCCUUAUUUAAAUUGCUUUAAAUUUUUUUUUUUUAAGCUGAAAAUAAUUCAUUUGAUUUGGUUACCAGAGUUGGAUCACUAAUCCAACAGAUAGCUGCAGCAGCAGAUGUGAUCAGGACAAUUCAAAUGGUGAAUGAAAAAAAAUAAUACUAAAAACAGAAGUAACUGAUUAAUUAUCUAAUGAGGCUUGAGAGGACAUUUAAAAAACAAAAACUUAAAGAUACAGUUUUUAAGCAUUCAAAGACUAAAAAUAUUGUCACCUUUCCCCUGGCCCAAAUUGUUUGCAAAUUUUUAAAAUGAUUCUUAAAAAAGAUUUGUACUUCCUAUUUAAGAUCACAAGUUCGCUGCCCAAGAGAAUGAUUUUCAUGACAAUGCAUCUGUCGUUUAGGACCUUUCAUUUAAUAUACUAAAUCCACUGCUUCCAUGUGUUAGGUGUCAUCAUCUAAUAAUGCUUUACUUGCCAGCAUCACAAAGUUGUUAUUGCGCAGGAAUAAUGCUCCAUAAUUUGGUUGGUAGGUUUUGUUGUUUUACAAUAGAAACACAUGUCUUGCUGUCUUUUCUAGGAAUGUUAAAUCCAAAUUUAGGAAUAGGUCACAUAAAACACAAAUUCUACUAUUGUACUUUGUCAUAAAGUUAGUUUUUGCAUCCUCUGUAGUACAGUUAGUUGAUCAGAACCAUUCAGGGGCAGUGUCAUGAGCAGUUUGUUUAAUGUUCUAAUAAACUUUGAAUUGCUUAUCGAAAAA